AUGCAGAUAGCACGUCUCAGCGCAGAGAGGCAAAAGGAGUCCUGGACACUGGAUUUGGCAUCCAACAACAUAUCCAUCUCGGACAUUGAGUCGUCGCUUGGGUCCUGGCGCCACGUCCCCGCUGCGACAGCUCUCCGAGACGAAGAUUCCAUGCACCAAGAUCAGGAUGUUAUGCAUUGCUCCGAGGCAUGGAGAAAUGGCCUUCUUCUUUACAUAUUCAGGGCUUAUCAUGGAGCACGUACUCUCGUAUCGCGACGUCAAUAUGAUGUCCAGGCAGGCCUUGUUGCCACUUUUCCUUGCCGGCUGCGAGCUGCGAGAUCGAUCAAUAGAGACGCAGUUUGUCAAACUCUGCUCCAUCUGGGGAUGAUUGGACUCGAUAUCAUAUGUUCCGCGACGCAGUACCUCUGCUCGAAGAAGUCUGGGCCGAGCAGAAGGUAA
This is a messenger RNA of Drepanopeziza brunnea f. sp. 'multigermtubi' MB_m1, 438 nucleotides long. NCBI's taxonomy places the organism in Eukaryota, Fungi, Ascomycota, Leotiomycetes, Helotiales, Drepanopezizaceae. The record is from RefSeq and is a predicted model, not a curated record.